AUGCCACGAGGCAAGUCUUUUCGCCGUUCGGAGGCAGCCAAACGGCGUAUGGCAGGACGGCGAACGGUUGACGUGGAACCGCAGCAGCCUGCUAAUGCCUCUGUCUCGCAGUCCAGCACUGGUCAGCGCCAUGCUGUGAGACAAUGGCCAAAAUCUUUGCUGACAGGUCGUCAGCACAAGCUGGUUUUGCCGUGUGAAUCCCCUGGCAAGAAGUUUGUUCUUGUUAUCGGUGAUUCCCAUCUACGUGCUAUCGUAGAUGGCUAUGUUCUGAUGCCAAAGGGCUCACUCUCCUUUGGCCUCAUGUGUACGCCCGGGGCCUGUGCGAUGGAGGUGAGGACGGAGUUGCUACAUGCUGCUGUUCCUCGGACUCCUCACGCAGUCCUGGUCAUUGCACCAAGCAACAACCUGACAUCCAGCAGGACCAUCGACGAGGCAGGGGCAGACUUUGCUAAGCUCCUACUCAGUGCUUGCUCGAGAUGGGCUAACGUGUGUGUCACAGACUUUGCACCCCGUUUGACUGUAGACGUCGAUCAGCAACAAUUGUUGCGUGAAGAGUUCCGCUGUGUGGCAGCACGUAUGGGUGUCAGGUUCUUCCCCUUUGCUGAUCAUUUCCCCAUGAACCGCCGUGAGCUCUGGAGCAGAGAUGGUGUUCACCUCAGCGAUAGUGACGGCAUGCCCAUUUUUGCCGGGCAGCUGUGGAGUGCCGCAUACCAAUACCUGCAUCCUCCGACACCAAAGCUACAACCUGCUCCCAGAAUGUUGCCGCCUCGUAGGCAGGUUAUUCCAAAGGUGGUUGUCAGGGGACAGGUCACCGUACAUCGUCCAUCCAACCCCUUUGAUUGGACUGUCGUUGGCAAGGGCAGGAAGAGGACAGCACCUGAGGAACCUGAGCAGUCCUCUGGUGCAGAGAGGGUGGUUCAGCAGCAGGUUGACACAACUCCACUCCUCGAGUGUUCCAUCCAGCCCAACCCUGUUUGGUUCAGCAGUUCAGUGUUGGCUGCGAUGGAUGCUGCUGUUCCAUCCCAUCUUCCUAGCCCUGAUUCUACUGCUGUUCCACGAAGCUCAAAGCGUCCAAAAGUGGAACAUCAUCGGACUUCUGCAUGCCGGAAGGUCCCGACGAGAGCUUUGCCCGUGGUGAAACCUGUGCCACUGCCUGCAACUGCUCAUCUGAAAGUGGAUGUCAGGGGGGAGAUUGCCACCACCGCCAUCGCUGCUGCCACCACCACCACGCCGGGGAGGGGGGCCUUCAGCCUGUCGUCGAUCUUGGUGUCCGGCCGACACCAAGAUCCAACACAGGUGGGCAAAAUGGAGUGCAUGGACCUGUAA
This is a messenger RNA of Acanthopagrus latus (yellowfin seabream), 1326 nucleotides long. RefSeq lists its product as uncharacterized. Lineage: Eukaryota; Metazoa; Chordata; Actinopteri; Spariformes; Sparidae. Bases 1 to 1326 code for a protein of 441 amino acids. The record is from RefSeq and is a predicted model, not a curated record. The transcript has 12 exons.